Molecule: messenger RNA, 5394 nt
Organism: Strongylocentrotus purpuratus (purple sea urchin)
Lineage: Eukaryota; Metazoa; Echinodermata; Echinoidea; Camarodonta; Strongylocentrotidae
Product: sterile alpha motif domain-containing protein 9-like
Exons: 1
Coding region: 22-4395 (1457 amino acids)
Cellular component (GO): cytoplasm
Source: RefSeq, a predicted model, not a curated record
UCAGGUGAAGCAUCAAAAGAGAUGAAGGACUGGACAGAAGAAGAGGUGGCCAUCUGGCUGAAAAGUAACGUACGUCUCUCCGAUGAACUUGUAAGUAAGUUUGAAGGGGUGGAUGGUUUCACGUUGGUGAGGUGUUCCAAAGCUGCACUGAUACAAGAUUUCGAACUCUCUGCAGGAUAUUGCACAAGAUUGAUGUUAAGGAGGGAGCAUUACCUUGAAAAAGAACGAAUGGGCAUGCUGACCACUCCGGAAUCUGCGUUAUCUGACAGUAGGGAUAGUAACUCCAAGGUAAGUGCAAUGAAGAAUGUGAACACACCCAGUUCAGUUGUAGUAGAACCUACCUCGACACCAACAACAUCAGCAGAUGCAGAUGAACCAGUACCACAGGGAGAAAGUGUGCACAAAACCUCAUCUUCUUCACCUUUGGGUAACAUCCAUGUAGACUCCACAGGUGUGGAAGCUCCAGGUAAGAAAAAAGCUACAACAGCUCCUUUUCUAGGGGAAGUUCCUGUUGCAUCGCUGAAGAUGGAACAGGACACUGUUGAAUCUAUUGUAGACGUGGAGACAGGAUACGGCUCAUCCUAUACUUCUGCCACACCAAAUCCAUCUGAAGUGGAUUUACCAUGGCCUCCGUUUGGUCAUCCAGAAAGACAGGAAUCACUGUAUCAGGGAUCUGGGAUUGGAGUUAAGGACAGUAACUUAAAUACAGAAAGAAAGCUUACUAAUCUUCUUCUUGGGUCUGACAAAGGUGAGCUUGAUUCAUCCUACUACCCAGUUCUGGUUGUCAACACACCCGCUCAACAGUUGAGUUCUACAGAGUUGGAAGAACGGUUUGGUUUCAUGUCUUCUGUCAGUUGGAAUGUUGUCUUUGACUGCAAUGCAGAUUCCAACAAGAUGGGGCUCUGUCAGUAUGUGAAUAAGAGGAAAUCAAUCAAGAUCUUGAGUGCAGAAACAUUAACAGUCGAGACCGAGGAUGUAAAUGCCCUUAGAGAAGGAAUUGACUUCCCAGAGAUUCCUGUUUGGGUGUUCCCUAAUGGUCGGAAUGAUGUUGAUGUGCAAGGAAUGGACAAGAUGUCAGAUAUGGACUGGAUGAGAGAGCGCUCACAUGCAGUCUCGAACACUGUCCGGUUCUUCUCUCACCCUGGUGUCAUUCCACCAGGCAGAGCAGUCGUCCUGUUCUUCCUGCUUUCUUAUUCAGAUAUCAUGGUCAUGACACAGCUGUUCAGGGAGUUCUACACUUCCAAAUCCUUUCAGGACCUGAAACAUUUCACUGUGAUUGCAGAGAAUCAGGGUAUACUGCACCAAUGGAUUCAGCAUCUUGAAAGUCAAAGCAUCGUUUCAAGCAAGGAUAUGAAAGAUAGAUGUCUUGGAGGAGUGCAAUGGCAGGAGAUCAACACAUACAUGUUGAGACUUCUAGGGUCCUGUGAGACACGUUUGCCAGUACUUCCUAUGGCUCCUAAAGGACAGUGCGACCUAAUGAAGAAACACCAGAGUCAGUGGUCAGACAUAUCAAUCCUAGCAAAGAAUGAGUGUGAAAACACUUCUAUGGAUGAGAAUAACCCCAAAUUCUUGGACUUUGUUCAGGAGAAAGAGUCGCAAUUCUAUCAAGGUCAUGGAGUUGACUGGUGGAAUUUCUAUCUGUCAGAAGAGAGGUUGAAUGGAGGUAAAGGCUACAAUCAUGUUCUGAAGCGUCAGAAUUACAGAAGGAUCUCUUCCGAUGUUCAUAAAGUACUCAACUCUCAAGGCAAGAAAGUCCCCAACAUUUCCAUGGCGACUGUCUUUCAUGUAGCAGGUUCAGGAGGCACAACGGUAGCAAAGAACCUGUUGUGGGACUUGCACCGAAACUACAGAUGUGCAGUUGUCAAUAGGGUUACUAACGACACAGUGAAUCAGAUUGUUGCCUUCCACAAGUAUGGCUAUGAGGAAAGACAAAAGCCAGGGCCAGUUGUCCUCCUCUUGGAAAACCUGGAUUCUGAGACCAUGAAACCGUUUCUAAUGAGCCUCGAGAGAGAAAUCAGGUACUUAGGAAACAAUGGACUGGCUUUUGUUCUCAUCCAUUGCAAAAGAACCUCAGAGCCACAUAGUCAUCAGCAGAAGGAAGAAUCAAAGUCAUGCGUUUGUGUUGAACAUAAACUAACAAAAGAAGAGAAUCGGUGGUUCACAAAGAAGACCAAAGAUCUUGAGCAGAGGAAUGUGUUCAAUGAAAAGGAGUUUCCUGAGCUCCUUCUUGCGUUCAUGGUAAUGAAAAAAGAAUGUGAUCCUGAAUACCUGAAAAAGGUUGUGAAGGGCAUUCUUCCACGAGUUGGCAAAGAACCACAGAAGGCACUCCAGAAUGCUGUCAAUUUAUUGAAGUAUAUCGCUGUAGUGCAGAAGUACAAUCCUGGUUUUGCAAUGCCUGUUUCUGCCUGUGACGGUUUCAUGCAAAGUCGAUAUAGAGUGAUGUCCAGUGGUCGUCAACAGACAUUUGGGCCCUGGGAGAAACAUAGGCAGCCAUUUCUGAACCUACUCCUCCUUGAAAAUUUCAUUCAAGAUAUUGAUGGCUGUGUGAAAGGCCUUGCAAUCGUCCAUCCUGUUAUUGCAACAGAGAUUGUAGAGCAGCUUGGUGAACUCUUUCAACAAAAACCUGCUGACAUGAUCCUUGAACUUCUUGAAAAGUCAACAAUCCUGGACACCUUGUCUUACAGCAAAGGCUACAUUCAGAAGGUUUGCAGAGAUUUGAUGGUAAGAAGACUGAAGAAAGAGUACGGAGAUGACAGAGAAACUGACUUUGCCCCUUUCAUAGAAGAUGUAUAUGCAGAGGAUAAGGCGAAGGCAUUCAAGAUCAUGGAAGUUGGCAUCAAGAAAUUCCGAGACCCAUUCAUAGCACAACAGAAGGCUCGACUUCACUGCAAGCGAGAAGGUGAUUUUGAUAAUGCAGAACAAGCCAUCAAUAUAGCACUUGGCAUUGUUAGCAAUAACUCAUACUUUUGGGACACGAAAGGAAUCAUCCUUCGAGAGAAGAUGACACAGUAUGAGCGCAGGGAAGAACAAGAAGUUAUCAGUGACUGUGAAAUGAAGGAGUUGUUGGAUACUUUCAGUGAAUCUUGCACAGCAUUUCAAAAUGCUCAGAAGGCUAUGGAAGAAAAUAAAGGGAACAGGAAUUAUGCUGGCUUUGAAGGUGAAAUCACCACCAUUGCUAAAUUCCUGGAAAUAGUACAGAAGAGGGUGAGACCUUUCUGUUUCAGGAAUAAAGGAUUUGAGACUUUGAGGAGGUAUCUAAUGACGGAAUAUAUUCCUCCUGAUCUCACCCUACCUUCACUCCUUGAAUUCAGUGAUACCAUGAAAUCAUUGUCAGAGAGGGUCGACGAAGUACUUGGGCGUUUCACUGACUAUCUCGCUCACUGUAAACCGCAAGGAUUUGGUGGAGCGUCGUACAGAAACUAUGAUGACAAAUUGGAGAAAGUCUACACUGCCAGACACCGCUUCUUCGCUCUGUCGUCUCCACAGCUUGAAGAUGAACGUGUGCAUGCACAGUACCCAGUGGAAACUGCUUAUGCGAUGAGACGAUCUGAUGUGAAAAGAAUGAAUGCGGAGGGAUACCAACAUAUCUUUGACAUGGCUUCAAAGAACAAUGUGGCUGAUCUCAAACAGGUUCAAUCUUUGCUGAGACAAAACCUGAGUAGUCCAAGUCUUUUUGACAUCAGGAACUUUGUGUUUACCCUCUUUGCCUUGUCAGUCUAUCCCAACGAAGGAAUAGAUGAAUCAGAGGCCAGAAAGUCGGUGAACAUCUUGAAGAUGAUGGAAGAAAAAGACGAUGGGUUCUAUGGCUUAUUCUUUGAGAUGCUGUUGAAUUGGCCCAAUGGCACACCAAGAGAAGGAAGCCCACCAAUCGGAGAGACAAUUAGGCAACUGAAUGCUAGGUGGACUGGUAGAUACCACAAUAAGGUGUAUGCAGAGUCUCGACACAACCUGCCCAGACGAUCCAGAAUUCGUCAAACUUACAGCCCCAUGAAACCUGCCACAGAGUUCUAUCUUGGAGUUCAAAAUAAGAAAUCCCGAUUUGUCCACCGGAAUUCGUUUGGUCGAAUCACGUAUAACACAUGGAAAGAGGUCUCCACCAAGAAGACACUCAGGCGGUUGGAUGGUGUCCUAGACAGCAAGCACUUUGUCUUGUACAACCCUGAUGGAGAAGAACCAGUGAAGAUCCCUCUGUCUCUUCCCAUCAAUGGUCUACCUAGCCAGGAACCUGUUCAGUUCUACCUAGGGUUCUCAUUUGCUGGCCCUCUUGCGUAUGAUGUAGUGUACAAGGACAACAGAGAGAACCCCUUCAUUACACAAGCAAGUUCUACAAACUACCCUUCCUAUGUCAAUGAAAUUGAUGAUAUUGAUGAGGGCCUUGAAGGCUAUGACUUCUAAAGUUUUAGGGUACAUUAAGAAGAAGAGAUUUUACAGAUUAUAUUGCUUAGAAAAUACACGUGUGCAGGAGUCCUCAGUUGUAUGUAAGUUUGUUCAGAGUGCUCUAUUUCUAUGUUUCUUAUUAAGAAAAGUGAAUAUUUCCAACAGGGAUAAUCGUAUAGUUUUGUGAUGAAUUCCUGAAUGCUUUCAAAGUACAAUAGAAGGAAUCUGAGCACUUACACUUGAAAUGAUUUCUCGGAAAUAUUUGUAGCUGUAAGACAUAAAUCCAUGACAUGUUUAUUUUAAAGUCUGUUGGUCAUUUUAAACCGGUGCAUAUUGAUACAUGUAUUUAGUGUCAUGUAGUUGUGUUUCAAGAGUGGCCAAAUGUUAUCUGUGCGAUUAGAUUAUAUGACAGGAAGUACUUUAAUAUGUUCUACGAAAUAGUCACACAUGUCCGUCACAAAUAAUACUAUUUUCCUGCAUCCAUUCGUGUUGGAAUAAUGUUUCAAACUUACAUGUAUCUGAUGUUAAGACUGUUAAUUAAAAGUUAGUGUCAUAAUAUGAUCAUUUUUGUCUCGCCUGCAUAGCAAAAGCGAGAUAUAGGCGCCGCUUUUCCCCUGACGGCGUCGGCGGCGGCGUCAACAUCAAAAACUUAAUCUAGGUUAAGUUUUUAAAUUUUCAAUAUAAUCAGUGAAACUUGGAAAGGCUUAUCAAGUAUUCAAAUCUUGUGUGAGGAGAAUUUCAGGUCCCAAGGUCAAGGUCAAAGGUCAUUUCACGUCAACAAACUUAGACUAUGUUGUGGCAUCAACAUCAAAAACUUAACCAAAAGUUAAGUUUUUACAUUUUUAACAUAAUUUUGAAAGUAUGUAUUCCUCUUCCAUUAAACUUGAAGAUUGGGUUAUCAAGUAUCAUCAGUCAUGUGAUUAGUCUUUAAGGUGACAAAGUCAAGGCCUAUUGUCAUUUAAGGUUUGCAAACUUAGACUUUGUUGUGGCAUCAGCAUCAACAUUUUGAUUUUUUGG